AUGUCCCUGGGGUCGUCACCGGUGCCCAGACGAGCUCCAUUAAGCCGAUUGCUGCCCACCGCCUCUCCGAUUCUCGCCCGCUUCUCGCGCACAUCCGCAACGCUGGCUCCCCCCACUAAACAAGCCACCCCUCCCUCCUCUUCUCUCUCCCCUCCUUCUCUUCCUUCUUCCUCCUCUCUUCCUUCUGCCGUUUUGUCUCCCUCUUCAUCCUCUUCUUCCUUUCCUAGAGUUGAUCGCUCGCUUAAUUCGGCGUCAACUCGUGCUGCUCUUGUUUCUAGACAUUUUUCUACUGCCCCGCCACCCUCAUCCAACAUGUCUUACACCGUUCGCAAGAUUGGCCAGGCCAACACCCUGGAGCACCGUGUCUUCAUCGAGCGCGAUGGCAAGCCCGUCUCUCCCUUCCACGACAUCCCUCUCUACGCCAAUGAGCAGCAGACCAUCCUCAACAUGGUCGUUGAGAUCCCUCGCUGGACCAACGCCAAGCAGGAGAUCUCCAAGGAGGACUUCCUCAACCCCAUCAAGCAGGACACCAAGAAGGGCAAGCUCCGUUACGUCCGUAACUGCUUCCCCCACAAGGGUUACCUCUGGAACUACGGUGCCUUCCCCCAGACCUGGGAAGACCCCAACACCGUCCACCCCGAGACCAAGGCCAAGGGUGACAACGACCCUCUCGACGUUUGCGAGAUCGGUGAGCUCGUCGGCUACCCCGGUCAGGUCAAGCAGGUGAAGGUCCUCGGUGUCAUGGCCUUGCUCGACGAGGAGGAGACCGACUGGAAGAUCAUUGUCGUCGACGUCAACGACCCUCUGGCCGCUAAGCUGCACGACAUCGAGGAUGUCGAGCGCCACCUCCCCGGCCUUCUCCGUGCCACCAACGAGUGGUUCCGUAUCUACAAAAUCCCCGACGGAAAGCCCGAGAACCAGUUCGCUUUCUCCGGCGAGUGCAAGAACAAGAAGUACGCUCUGGACGUUGUCCGCGAGUGCGCCGACGCCUGGGAGAAGCUCAUCUCCGGCAAGGCUCCCCGUGGCGAGAUCAGCCUGGCCAACUCUACCGUUGAGGGCUCCGCUGACCGUGCUGACCCCAGCCAGAUCGCUGCCAUUCCCCAGGGCGAGAACUUGCCUCCUGCCCCUAUCGAUGGCAGCGUUGACAAGUGGUUCUUCAUCUCUGGUGCUGCCGUCUAA
Molecule: messenger RNA, 1179 nt
Organism: Aspergillus affinis
Lineage: Eukaryota; Fungi; Ascomycota; Eurotiomycetes; Eurotiales; Aspergillaceae
Gene: ipp1
Product: inorganic diphosphatase IPP1
Exons: 5
Coding region: 1-1179 (392 amino acids)
Biological process (GO): phosphate-containing compound metabolic process
Cellular component (GO): nucleus; cytoplasm
Molecular function (GO): inorganic diphosphate phosphatase activity; magnesium ion binding
Source: RefSeq, a predicted model, not a curated record